This is a messenger RNA of Hippocampus zosterae (dwarf seahorse), 1853 nucleotides long. RefSeq names its product cystine/glutamate transporter. Gene Ontology annotation, biological process: amino acid transmembrane transport. The transcript is spliced from 12 exons. The record is from RefSeq and is a predicted model, not a curated record. Gene Ontology annotation, molecular function: L-amino acid transmembrane transporter activity. Lineage: Eukaryota; Metazoa; Chordata; Actinopteri; Syngnathiformes; Syngnathidae. Bases 6 to 1754 code for a protein of 582 amino acids. Gene Ontology annotation, cellular component: membrane.
CGCGCAUGGCGAGUGCCAGCGGGGUCCCUGCCGGACGACUUGUUGUUGUCCCAAUUUGUGCAGCUGCCGCCUCCUCCUCCUCCUUUCCGGUGUCGCACACAAAAAGCUUUUUAACGGCCAGUUUGUCUCCGAGGCCCGGGGGAAAGCUCUGGCUCUGGCUUUGUCCUCCUCCCCCCUCGCCCCGACCACCCCGGGGGCUCGGGCGGGAGAGCCAAUCGGUGACGGAGGAAGUUCGGAGGCACAGGGAAGGAGACCCGGGGAGGGAAUGCGAAAGUUCGCAGGUCUCGACUUGCUUCCCAGCAGAGCGUCGCGUUCAGCUCCGAGUCAUGAGGCAGAAGAAGGACGAAGACGAGGCGGUGCACCUGCGGCGAGAGAUCGGCCUGGUGCCCGCCGCGUCCUUCAUCAUCGGCACGGUGGUGGGCAGCGGCAUCUUCAUCGCCCCCAAAGGGGUUCUGAUGAACAGCGGCAGCGUGGGCCUCUCGCUGCUGGUGUGGACGCUUUGCGGGGUGCUUUCCUUGUUCGGAGCGCUGUGCUACGCUGAACUGGGGACCACUUUCCCCAAAUCGGGGGGCCACUACACUUAUCUGCGCGAGACCCUGGGGCCGCUCCCUGCCUUUUUACGCCUGUGGGCGGAGUUCCUCUUCAUCAGGCCGGCCGUGGCUUCCUACGUGUCGCUCGCCUUCGGCCGCUAUGUGGUGGAGCCCUUUUUCGCCCCCUGCGAAGCCCCCUCGGCGCUCAUCCGACUGGUUAGCCUGCUGGGUGUGACCUUGGUGGUGGCCGUCAACUGCUGGAGCGUGGCCGCCGCCUCCCGCGCCCAAGUCACCCUGACCGUCGUCAAGACCUUCGCCCUGGUCCUCAUCAUCGUGCCCGGCGUCAUGGCGCUGGCCAAUGGCAAGACGGAGAACUUCCGCAAGGGCUUCGAGCUGGAGGCCUUGACGCUGGACAGGCUGCCGCUGGCUUUUUACCACGGCCUGUACGCGUACGGAGGAUGGUUUUAUCUCAACAUGGUGACGGAGGAAAUCGUCAACCCAAACAGGACCAUCCCGCUGGCCGUGCUGGGCUCCAUGCUGACGGUGACGGCGCUCUACGUGCUGGUCAACGUGUCCUACUACACGAUGAUGACGCCCGGCGAGCUGCUGGCGUCCGAAGCCGUGGCCGUGACGUUCGCCAACCGCGCUCUGCCGGGGGUGUCGGCCGUCAUUCCCCUCCUGGUGGCGCUGUCCUGCCUGGGAGCCCUCAACGGCGGCUUCUUUUCCUCGCCCAGGAUGCUGUUUGCGGGUGCCAGAGAGGGUCACUGGCCCCGCAUCUUCUCCAUGAUUCACAUCCGGCACCGCACGCCGCUGCCGGCCGUCUUGUUGCUGUACCCUUUGGUGGUGGUGAUGCUGAUCACCGAGGAGAUCCAACACCUGAUCAGCUUGGCCUCCUUCGCUCGCUGGUUCUUCAUCGCCCUGGCGACGCUGGGGAUGCUGCUGCACCGCUGGCGCUUCCCGCGGCUGCCUCGACCUUUCAAGGUGCCCCUGGCGGUGGCCGUCACCUUCACCGCCGUUUGCUUCUUCAUCGUGGGCCUGUCGCUGUACUCGGACCCCUGGAACACGGGACGCAGCUGCGCCUUGACGCUGAGCGGCGUCCCCGUCUACUACGUGGCCGCGCGGCGCUCCCGCCUGCCGCCCAGAUGGAGACGCCUGCUCGAUUACUGCAGCAAGCAGCUCCAGAUCCUUCUGGAAGUGGCCCAGCAGGAGGUGAAAACCUACUGAAAGCCAUUUCUGUGCUCCCCCCCCAUUUUACUAGAGGACACGCGUCGUUUCUUUCCGUGUUCAACCAUCCAAACCUUUCAAUAAACUUGAGAGGAAACG